GAAGUCAUUCACUGGAUUUGAAAGGUAGAAAAGGUUUUCAAUUUCUUUGAAUAAGGAAAAAAAUUAGGUUUUAUUACAAAAAAAAAAAAAAAAUAAUUAGGUUUGGGAGGGCAUUCACUGCUUUUGGAGCUACGCAAGAUUUGUUAAUCUCGAAUUCUGGUUUGUGCGAGUAAGAUGGGAGGAGUGGUAGAGAAUGAGAUUGAAGAACCCAACGUGAAGAGAGGAAAACAGAGUGAGAACAAUGAAGACAGGCUCAGUGAUUUGACUGAUUGCGUUCUCAUUCACUUGAUGUCAUUUGUACCAACAAAAGACGCUGUUCGAACUUGCGUGUUGUCGAGAAGAUGGAAGGACCUCUGGAAGCGUCUUCCGACGCUCGUUUUACAUUACUCACAUUUUGGAGCGGUGGCACGUUUAAACAAAUUUGUGGCUAGGGUUCUAUCUUUCCGUGAUGGCUCUGUUCCAGUCCAUCAUUUUGACAUCUAUUUUAAUGGUCGUGUUCCUCCCCAACAUGUGAAAAGGGUUUUGAGAUAUGCUUUAUCGCAUAAUGUCAAGCAAUUAAAACUCUCUUUUGAUUGUGAUCUCGAUUGGCAGCCACCUGGCUUAUUUUUCUGUCAGACAUUAACAUCACUUGAUCUUGAGGUCUUCAGCAGAUUUAACUCAUUUCCAAAAUCUCUGAACUUGCCAGCUUUAACAAGUUUGCGUCUUUAUAACUUUGUCUUCGGUGACAGUGAAUUGCUGGAGCCCUUUUCGUCAUGUCCUAAGUUGAAGACUUUGGUCAUUGACAAUUGUGAUGUAAGGGAUACACAAACUCUCUGCAUUUCAAAUGCUACUCUUGUCAAUUUGACCGUAUGUUCUAUUAAAAGACAAGCUUACAGCCUUGUGCUAUCAACUCCCAAUCUUUGUUCUUUUGUUUUCUCGGGUAUUCCUGCUCAGCAAAUCUCUGGAAGCCUUCAUUCUUUCUCUAGCAGCGUUCUUUCUUUAGUUAAAGAAUUAAAUAUUGAUGUCAAUGAUUGGUUUGUAUCAAGUUACUUGGAAUUGGAAUCAAUUAUGAGAAAAGGAAAUAUUAAUGUUGGAAAAUGGAGAACACCUUACUUGGAAACAGCUUAUACCAUGAAUUGUUGGCUGCAUAUAUUUGCAAACGUAACAACAUUAACACUCUCUUCAAGUGCUCUUCAGAUUUUCUCCUUAGUCACAGAUUGGUUGAAUGCUAACACUGCCGCCCCUUGCUUGAGUAACUUGAAGUCAUUGAUAGUGAAACUGAAGAAGCUUCCCUAUCAAAAGCCACGAAAAGCUUCCAAAUCAAGGAAAGCACAAUUGAAAGCGUCUUCACCUGUACCUGAUGGAGUAGUGGAUUACCUGAUUCAAAACUCCCCAUCUGCGGGGAUUACUAUCAUAGAUUGGUAAAGCCAUCGACGUUAAUGGUGGUGAAGUUUACAUGUCAUUUUGAGGACAUAAGUGGUGAAUAUUUGACUGGGGCAGUAUUUGGGCGGUGAAAUGGGGGUCAGUGUGAUUGUCCGAACUGAUUGGUUUGCUAUGUUUUUUUGAGAUAUAAGAUCUUGGCUUAAUUUGUUUGAAUUAGUUAUUAGACUAGAAGCUAGUUGAAAAAUCUGGUGGUGAACUGGGCAGUACUUUGUAUGUUUUAUUAAAUUCUUUUUGGAUUUUAAAGAUACUAAAU
Gastrolobium bilobum is the source of this 1675-nucleotide messenger RNA. Its product is annotated as F-box/LRR-repeat protein At3g26922-like. Gene Ontology annotation, molecular function: protein binding. The transcript is spliced from 4 exons. The coding region runs from base 175 to 1404 and encodes 409 amino acids. NCBI's taxonomy places the organism in Eukaryota, Viridiplantae, Streptophyta, Magnoliopsida, Fabales, Fabaceae. The record is from RefSeq and is a predicted model, not a curated record.